CCCCCACGUGGUUAGAGGUUUCCAGAAGAGCCGCGUCCGCUGUGCUGCGCACCUCUGGGUCCCCGCAGUCCACUUCGCCGCCGACCUCUGCCUGCCCGUUCGCCAUGCUCAGUGCCAGCCGUACCGCCGUUGCCCGCCUCGCCGGAGCCGCAUCCCGGGGCCCGGCUGCCGGCCUCCGCCAGGAUGGCUGGAAUGGUCUCAGUCAUGAGGCUUUUCGAAUCAUUUCAAGACGAGACUAUGCAUCAGAGGCAAUCAAGGGGGCUGUUAUUGGUAUUGACUUGGGUACAACUAACUCCUGUGUGGCAGUAAUGGAAGGGAAACAAGCAAAGGUGUUGGAGAAUGCCGAAGGUGCCAGAACCACUCCCUCAGUUGUAGCCUUCACAGCAGACAAUGAACGCCUUGUUGGCAUGCCUGCCAAACGACAGGCAGUCACCAACCCAAACAACACAUUUUAUGCCACCAAACGCCUCAUUGGCCGUCGAUUUGAGGAUCCUGAAGUGCAGAAAGACAUUAAAAAUGUUCCUUUCAAAAUUGUCCGUUCCUCCAAUGGUGAUGCCUGGUUAGAAGCCCAUGGGAAGCUCUAUUCCCCAAGUCAGAUAGGUGCAUUUGUGUUGAUGAAGAUGAAGGAGACUGCAGAAAACUAUCUAGGACAUUCAGCAAAAAAUGCUGUUAUCACUGUGCCUGCUUAUUUCAAUGAUUCUCAGCGACAGGCCACCAAAGAUGCUGGGCAAAUAUCUGGCCUUAAUGUGCUUCGAGUGAUUAACGAACCUACAGCUGCUGCCUUGGCUUAUGGCUUAGACAAAUCUGAAGACAAAAUCAUUGCUGUGUAUGACUUAGGUGGUGGAACUUUUGAUAUUUCUAUCCUGGAAAUUCAGAAAGGUGUAUUUGAGGUGAAAUCUACCAAUGGGGAUACUUUCCUAGGCGGUGAAGACUUUGACCAGGCCUUGCUCCAGCACAUUGUGAAGGAAUUCAAGAGAGAGACAGGACUUGACCUGACCAAAGACAAUAUGGCUCUUCAGCGAGUACGGGAGGCCUCUGAGAAGGCCAAGUGUGAGCUUUCUUCUUCUGUGCAGACUGACAUCAACUUACCAUAUUUGACUAUGGAUGCUUCUGGGCCCAAGCACUUGAACAUGAAGCUAACUCGAGCUCAGUUUGAGGGUAUUGUCACUGAUCUCAUCAGGAGGACUAUUGCUCCAUGCCAGAAGGCCAUGCAAGAUGCUGAAGUCAGCAAGAGUGACAUUGGAGAAGUCAUCCUAGUUGGUGGCAUGAGCAGAAUGCCCAAGGUUCAGCAGACAGUACAAGAACUUUUUGGCCGGGCCCCUAGUAAAGCUGUCAAUCCUGAUGAGGCUGUGGCUAUUGGAGCUGCCAUUCAGGGAGGUGUGUUAGCUGGUGAUGUCACAGAUGUGCUACUGCUGGAUGUCACUCCCCUUUCUCUGGGCAUUGAGACAUUGGGAGGCGUCUUCACCAAACUAAUCAAUAGGAACACAACUAUUCCAACUAAGAAGAGCCAGGUGUUUUCUACAGCUGCUGAUGGUCAGACACAAGUGGAAAUUAAAGUGUGCCAGGGAGAGAGAGAAAUGGCUGCAGACAACAAGCUUCUUGGACAGUUUACUUUGAUUGGAAUUCCACCAGCCCCACGUGGAGUUCCACAGAUUGAAGUCACAUUUGACAUUGAUGCUAAUGGGAUUGUACAUGUUUCUGCAAAGGAUAAAGGCACAGGACGUGAACAACAAAUUGUGAUCCAGUCUUCUGGUGGGUUAAGCAAAGAUGACAUUGAGAAUAUGGUUAAGAAUGCAGAGAAGUAUGCUGAGGAAGACAGGAGAAAGAAAGAACGUGUAGAAGCUGUCAAUAUGGCAGAAGGAAUUAUUCACGAUACUGAAACAAAGAUGGAAGAAUUCAAAGACCAACUUCCAGCAGAUGAGUGCAAUAAACUAAAAGAAGAAAUCUCUAGAAUGAGAGACCUCUUGGCUCGCAAAGAUAGUGAAACAGGGGAAAACAUCAGGCAGGCAGCAUCUACUCUCCAGCAAGCAUCAUUAAAGCUCUUUGAAAUGGCAUAUAAAAAGAUGGCAUCUGAGAGAGAAGGAUCUGGAAGUUCUACUUCUGGGGAACAGAAGGAAGAUCAGAAGGAGGGGAAGCAGUAAUGUCACCAGUUGACCUUGACUGGAGCAGAAAUUGGGGAAACAUUUGUGAAGCUUGGGAACAAGGACCUUCCUGAGCAGAAAUGGGCAAACUUCAGUCUUACUGUGUUUUUGCAGUAUUCUAUAUAUAAUUUCCUUAAUGUAUAAAUCUAGUGAGUGUAUUAGCUAAUUAUCAUUUGACAGGUAAUUCAGAUAAUACAGAGUUCUAAAUGUGCAUCCCCAGCCUAUCUUUAUUUUCCAACUGCAUGUAAAGGGCAAAGGGGAUUUCACUGAUCAUUAUAAUGGCUUGACACAGUUGUCUGCAGCAGUGACUGAUUCCAAAGAGUGAAACAACCAUGUCACAAAUUUGAGGGUAGGAGACCAUAAUCUUUGAAAGACUCAGUAGGGGCAGGUCCUUCUAGUUAGCCAAGUACUAAUCAACUGUGACUGGUGGACUCCUUAUCCAUAGCCCGUGCAGGGCCAGCUGCAUUGCCAGAGAAGGGAGAAACUAGAUGAAAGAGAUGGGUCUACUUUAUCUAGAACUAUUCCUUUUGAAACAAGGUGAUUAAUGAGGCUCUUCAACUUUACCCAAAGCAUUCUGUUUUCUCCACCUUCUAGCCUUUGCUUUGGGUACCUACUUUCUUGAUAAUUGUUCUUUUGAUCCAUUCUGGAUUUUUUAAGAAAAAUAAAUAUGAAAAGAACAUUGUUUUGUUGUUUGUGAAAGGACCCUAACUAGCCACUUGGCACCUGAGUAAUUUAUGGAAAACUCAAUAUGGUCAGUGUAAAAUGAUUAAAAGUUAGUACUUUCUAGUGA
Messenger RNA from Dromiciops gliroides (monito del monte), 2931 nucleotides. It is a transcript of the gene HSPA9, whose product is annotated as heat shock protein family A (Hsp70) member 9. Gene Ontology annotation, cellular component: cytoplasm; mitochondrion. Gene Ontology annotation, molecular function: ATP hydrolysis activity; heat shock protein binding; ATP-dependent protein folding chaperone. The record is from RefSeq and is a predicted model, not a curated record. NCBI's taxonomy places the organism in Eukaryota, Metazoa, Chordata, Mammalia, Microbiotheria, Microbiotheriidae. Gene Ontology annotation, biological process: protein refolding; cellular response to unfolded protein. The coding region runs from base 105 to 2141 and encodes 678 amino acids. The transcript has 17 exons.